Amborella trichopoda is the source of this 2167-nucleotide messenger RNA. Its product is annotated as FANTASTIC four-like protein (DUF3049). The record is from RefSeq and is a predicted model, not a curated record. NCBI's taxonomy places the organism in Eukaryota, Viridiplantae, Streptophyta, Magnoliopsida, Amborellales, Amborellaceae.
AUCCACUUAUAGCCUCCCAUUUCUCCAACUAGAGAUGAACACCAAAAUACAGCCCAUUUACUCGAAAAUAACAGUGUUGAUUAUUCUAGAGAGAGAGAGAGGACAAUAAAAAUAAUUCCAGAGAGAGAAAGAGAACCCCAAAAAAAGACUCGAGGUGGGCGUAUCUAUCCUGGCUGGCUCAGCCCAACCCUGAGUUAGCCAUAGGGCCACAUAAAAACAGUGGACAUUGGUGGCAAACCCAAGCCAUCCAUGAGCUUUGCGUAUCUUUAUCAGCUCCAUCCAUUGAACCCCUCCGGCUUUAACCUGUGGUGUCCAAUCCACUUGUCACCAGAUCCACACCCUCAAUCCAACAAACUCCCCAACUGGCCAUUGGGAGAAGAACUCGAUCAAAACACCUCUCUCUCUCUCUCUCUCUCUUUCUCUCUCUUCCCCCAAUUAUAGCAUCCACAACAAAGCCCGUGGCCGUUCCAUAUCCACACACAGUAACCCAUCGUCUCACUCUUUCUGUGCCAUAUAUAUUUGUACCCCACUUUCUGAUUUCUAUUCUUUCUAAGAGAAAAACCCAUGUGUCAUGGCUGCUUGUAGGAGCUUACAGUAUUACUUUGACAACCCAAAAGCCAAAACCUCUCUUCUGAAUGACCUUGAUGCCUUGGCCUCUUGGGGUCGAAUGAAUCCGGCCAGGGCCCAGGUGGAGCUUGCGGCCAUUACCGAGCUCUUUGGUGAGCUUCACUUUCAGGAGAAACCCAAGUUCCAGGUUGCUAACGAGGAGGAGGAGAGUGCUGAUCUUAGUCAAGAUCAGGAGAAUGGUAAUUCUCAAGAAAAACCCAGGAAAACUUGCUCGGCUUUCGAUUCUUUGUUCCAUAUUCCUGAUGGAGAACGCGAAAAUUACCUUAGUUUUCUUGAUGCAAAACCAGAUAAAAGUAGUUCUUCUUCAUUGAAUUCCUUUUUGGGUCUUGAUAAAAAAUCAGGUAAAAAUUCUUCUUCGCUGAAUUCCUUGUUGGGUAACAGUUAUUGUUGUGCUUCCAAGGACCUCGAAUGCUUUUCUCCGAAGUCUUCACCUUCUUCGAGAUAUUGCACAGAGGGAUUGGGGUUUGAGAGCUGUGAAGAGAUCGAAGAAGCCAUGAAUCCAUCGACCUCAUCAUCAUCAUCAUCAAAGCAUGAGAAAGAAGAAGAAAAAACCCAUGAUGAUGAUGGUGGUAAGCAUGAAUGCAGUAACCAUGAAAAAGCACUUAUUUCUAAGCAGGUGAAGCCAUGGCCCAAGGUAAUGAGCUGCGAGAGGGGAUCUAGUGUGAGAAAGAGAGAAAGGGUGGGUAAUUUCCCACCCCCCAUUUCUUGUAUUGGGAGGAAUGGUCAGCCUUGGGUUUCUCUGAGAUCUUACAGGCAUGAUGGAAGGUUUGUUUUGAGAGAAAUUAGAGUCCCAAUUGCCCAUGAGUUCUUGCGAGCAUGUCGCGAAGAUGGCAGGCUUAAACUCCGUUUUAUUCAAUCAGAAGAGGAAGAAGAAAAAGAAGAAGAUGGUGAUGAAAACUAGUUCAAGAAGAAGAAGAGAGAGGAAGACCAGGACCAGAAACUGGUUCAACCCAUGUGGAUCUUUCCUUGGAAGAUGGAGAUUCAUAACAACAUAUAUGUCAUAGGUAUUUGGCUUUAUCAGCCACUGCUCAAAACAUAAGAAAAAACAAAGAAAUUUUUGUCCAUCCUAACAAAAAGAGAUCAUGCUGGAUGACGGUUUCUUCCCCUAAAUUUUAAACCAUAUUUUGCUGAUGGUUUUAGAGAGAGAGAGCUCAAUAACCGGAGAAUUGAAAGGGACAAUGGUUUAUACCCAAAAAUGUUUGGAAUCUCUAAAUACAAAAGUCCAUGUUGGGUGAAUAAUUGGAAAAUCCAAGGUGAGGGGAAUCAGGUGGGGAAAUGGGAUAUGCCGAAAUGAGAGUUUCAAUGGAAGGGAAGUUUGGGGAAAUGAGAAAAAAACUGUCUUGUUUACCAAAAUGUGAAGUCUUAAAAAGCAAACAGUCCUUACUGCAAAGGUUGUUUUUGUUUUUAUUUUGUGUGGGCUCUCAAUGAUCAAAUGCCUUUUAUUUUAUUGUUUUUAUUUUUUGUCAUUUCUUGUGGUCUCUGUUCUUGGAGGUUUCGUCACUGGAGAACGAUUCUAGUUGAUUGCAUUAACUUGCUUCCG